Messenger RNA from Eruca vesicaria subsp. sativa (arugula), 198 nucleotides. NCBI's taxonomy places the organism in Eukaryota, Viridiplantae, Streptophyta, Magnoliopsida, Brassicales, Brassicaceae. The record is from the annotation of a GenBank genome assembly.
AUGGGACUAGGAAGAAAGAUCCCAAGAAGUUUCUCCAUGAAGACUUGGAUAAGUAGUACUGCUAAGUUAACUCUCCAAGUUCUUGGAACUGAUCUUAAUGGUGGAUGCAUGAAUCCAGCAGUGGUUAUGAGAUGGGCUUAUGCCGCGGUGAACAUACAACAACAUAGCAUUUACUUGUGUCAUUGCUUGGACCUGUGA